This is a messenger RNA of Quercus lobata, 2385 nucleotides long. RefSeq names its product ankyrin repeat-containing protein At5g02620-like. NCBI's taxonomy places the organism in Eukaryota, Viridiplantae, Streptophyta, Magnoliopsida, Fagales, Fagaceae. Gene Ontology annotation, molecular function: protein binding. Bases 89 to 2053 code for a protein of 654 amino acids. The record is from RefSeq and is a predicted model, not a curated record. The transcript is spliced from 5 exons. Gene Ontology annotation, cellular component: plasma membrane.
CUUAACAGAUGAUGCGGAAAGCCGGGAUACCAACAAGAUUGCGCUUGCGGAGCUAAAUCAUAUCUAUUCAAAGAUCAGUAUUGACUACAUGGGAAAAACUUGUUCAAUGGAUCCUGAAAAGGGCUUUCAUGAAGUCCAUAUUGAGGACAACAUAGAAGUAAUACUUUGUAAACGCAAAAUAGAAUUAUACAAUGCUGUGGUUGAAGAACGUGAGGAUUUCACAGUUGAGGCUGAAGUUCUUCGUGAGGUAACAUCCACAAAGAACACCAUUCUUCAUGUUGCUGCAAAAUCUGGAAACAAGGAAAUUGCAAAAAAGAUUAUCGAUUUAGACCCAUCACUCUUGCACGAGCGCAACUCAAAAGGCAACACUCCCCUUCAUAUUGCCGCUAGUUUGGGGCAUCAGGACAUGACAAAUUUUUUGUUGUCACAACGCCAACUCACGACGCUGUUGAUGAUUACAAAUGAACGCAAUGAAACUGCAUUGCAUGGUGCGGUACGAAAUGGCCACAAUAAGAUUGUGAAGAAGCUAAUUGAAAAAUGUCCAAGCUUGACUUCAUUACGCAAUAAGGAUGGACAAUCUCCUCUCUUCAUAGCCGUGGAUAGAGGGUUUUUCGAUAUUGCUACACAUAUCCUAGACAUUGAAGAAUGCUGUGAGUACAAGGGAAGUAAAGGCAUGAAUAUCUUGCAUGCUGCUGCCAUUCGCAUAGAUAAAAGCAAUCUGUUUAAACUUCGCACUGAAGAAUAUUUUACUUGGAAAGCUGUUGGCUCAUUCUUAAGAGAAGUGCGUUAUAAUCUAUAUGCCAUAAGAGAUAGCUUUUAUCAAACGAAGAUCCCUAAGGAAAUUUUGGACAAAAGAAGUAAACUCGAUAUCACAAAAAUAGAUUUUAUGGAAAAAGUUAUAUACAAAUUUCCAAAGGCAAUUACGGAAGAGGAUGACUUUGGCUGGACUCCUCUUCAUUAUGCUGCACACUUUGGCGAGGAAGAACUUGUGAAACUAUUUUUGGACAGAGAUACUUCCCUUGCUUACAAACAGAACAACGAAGGCAUGUGUGCUCUUCACAUUUCAGCCAAGAAAGGACAUGUUAACGUAAUGGGAAUGUUCAUUGAAAGAUGUCCAUAUACUUGUCAAUUGUUAGACAAAAGGCAUAGGACAGCUCUUCAUCUUGUAGCGGAAAGUGGACAUACAAAAGCCCUUGAAGUUUUUUUCCAAAAUAGGAAAUUCGCUUUUCGUGAUCUCAUGAAUGAGCAAGAUGAUGAAGGAAACACCCCUUUUCAUAUCGCUGCCGCAAAUAGGCAUUAUGCACUAUUAAUGAGUCUGGCAGAUGUUAGAAGAAUGGGGGGUGCUGUGAACAAUAAAGGGGAGAGUAUUCUCGACAUUAUUCAAGCAGAUAGUGAACUGAUGGAAGAUGAAAAGAGGAUAAUCAUGUCACAUUUGGAGAGACACAACGUUCUAUGGAGUUUGGACACAAUGGUUGGCAGACAGACUACAAAAGUGAAGAGUUCUAAGGCAGAAGGAACUGGUGCAGCCAAUUCUUCAGAGGAAAAUGAUAAGAAAGACAAAGAAGAUGAAAAUAAGAAAGCCAAAGAAGAAAAAAAAGAUGAUAUCAAGGAUUUGGCCAACUUCAAUCUAGUGGUCGCCACAAUCAUUGCAACUGUAACUUUCGCAGCAGCCUUUCAAGUUCCUGGUGGAACUGGUGAUGACGGCUUGGCAAAUUUAGGGGAAAAAGGCAGUUUUGUGAAAUUUCUGAUAUAUGACUCGUUAGCAUUUGGGUUUUCAGCUGUCUCAAUUUUUGCUAACUUUGCGUAUCCUUUUUUAGCAAAAGCUACUCGUAUCACAUACCCAAUAAUGUUCUCCUUGGUAUUAACUGAAUUCUCCCUCAUCUGUUUGGUCCUUGCCUUUAUAGAAGGCACAAGAUCAGUCUUGACUGAAAAUUCAUGGCUUCCUGAGGUCGUGUAUGCCUCUCUUUUUCCCAUUUCGUAUUUCUUAGUGAGACCAAUUAUCGUUAGGAAAACUUUCCUGUUCUCAUCCCGUAAACUACCGUGGUACCUUUGAGUUCAGUUCAGUCUUAGCUCAAGAUUCCAACAUUGAUCCCCCACUAGCUCUCCAUGAGGUAGUAAGUAAUCACAUGUCAUCAAUUUCAUCCUCAGUUCUAAGGGUUCGUAGUCGUAGCACCUUAAUUUUCCCUUGUCUUAUCUUCAUUUCUGCAACCUGUGUUAUUUUUACCGAAACUACAGAGUCCUCUGGCAGUUUGUUUAAUAAUUUAUGUAUAAAUUGCUUGUAUCUGGGUUGAAACAUGAAAGUACAAUGCAAUUUGGUCUAUCGGCCUUUAUGGUUUGUCUGUCUCUUUUUACUUAAUAAUAAAGAACAGUUUGGAAUCUAUGUAA